CAUCUAUGAUAUGAUCUAACUUUGCCUUUUUUUUUGCUUUAUUUUAUUUGGAGUUGACUAAUUUCCUAAUGUUGAAUUGUCCAUCCAUGUCCAAGGUAAAAAAACUUCACAUGUCACAUGUGGUCCUUUGCUUUGCUAUUAUUAAACAGCUGGCAAAACCUGGUAAUACAAAGCUCUCAAACUUUAGAAGGUUCACGCACUCAUAAAUAUGACACGCUUUGCCGUGUUAUAUAUGAAUGUGGCAUUAAAUGAUAACAUAGCUGUUUUGCUUUGUUUUCUUAAAGCCCAACUUUCAAUAGCAGCUGACAAAUCACCAAGUUGACCACAUUAAUGAUAAUGAUGUUGUAGUUGUUGUUGUUAUUCGAAUAUUAUGGACUCUCCCAAAUAAGUCUAUGUCUCAACCCUCAACCUCCCUCGCUCUUAAAUUAUCUCAUAUUGAGUCAAAAAUGGAGAGUAAGCACUGAGCAGUAGUAAUGUACUAAUCUGCAGUGAGAAACAAGGGGUUGGGAUUAUGUCUGUCCCCACCAUAACCUCCCACCUUCCAAAACACAUACAUGUAACCACAUUCUUUCAAUGCUCCUCCAAAAGUCCAAACUAUUAAAUCUCUUUCUUCCUAAUACUUCUCACUUCAAAUAUAUAGAUAUAUAUAUAGUGUUUCUGCCAACUUGUAUUUGCAUCUCUCCUCCUCCUAUCCCAAGUCCUCCUAAGUAGUAAGUGAAAGUUAUGAUGCCUCCUCAGACUGUGUGUGUGAUGGACGCCUCUGGGCGCCUUGGCUCCACUCUGGUGCAGCGUCUCCUCCAAAGAGGCUAUAAUGUCCACGCAGCAGUCCAAGGCCAUGCAGGGGAUCCAUUGCUGGUGCAGACUUUUGAAUCCAAAAAAGUCAGAAUCUUUCAUUCUGAUCUGUUGGACUAUCACAGCAUAAUGGAUGCAUUGAAGGGUUGUUGUGCUUUGUUUUACUGUUUUGAGCCUCCUUCUGAUCAUCCCUCCUAUGAUGAAUUUAUGGGUGAGGUUGAGGUGAGAGCAGCUCACAAUGUGCUGGAAGCUUGUGCUCAAACUGACACCAUUCACAAAGUCAUUUUCACUUCUUCAGUUACUGCUGUUAUUUGGAGAGAUGACCUUACUAGUUCUACUUCCACUUUUUCUGAUUUUGAUGAACGAAAUUGGAGUGAUAUCAACUUCUGUAAAAAGUUGAAGCUGUGGCACGCCCUAUCGAAGACCCUGGCCGAGAAGACGGCGUGGGCGCUGGCCAUGGACCGAGGAUUGAACAUGGUCUCCAUCAACGGAGGGCUGUUGAUGGCCUCACACCUUACAAUCACCAACCCUUAUUUGAAAGGAGCUGCUGAGAUGUACGAAAAUGGAGUACUGGUGACUGCUGAUCUCAAGUUUGUGGUGGACGCUCACAUCUGUGUUUUCGAAGAUAGCUCUGCCUAUGGACGCUAUCUUUGCUUCGACAGCGUAGUCAACUGCAACCAAGGUGCGGUUGAGCUGGCUCGCAUGCUAUCGCCGCCCUCCUCGGCCAAUGUCGCCACUUUGGAGGAGGAUACGUCAGUAUACCAACAGAGAAUAACAAACAGGAAACUAAACAAACUCAUGGUUGACUUUGAUAAUAGUGUUAUUCAGCUUCACUAAUUAUAUAGAUUGUCUUCUUAUAUGUUUAGGAUCUGUGCAAGUUUAGACUAAAAUGCCAUUGAAAAACAGGUAAUUGUGAUACUGGAAUGGAACCAAGAAAGCCUUCUGUAUUA
Messenger RNA from Humulus lupulus (European hop), 1742 nucleotides. RefSeq names its product cinnamoyl-CoA reductase-like SNL6. The transcript has 4 exons. The record is from RefSeq and is a predicted model, not a curated record. Gene Ontology annotation, molecular function: 3-beta-hydroxy-Delta5-steroid dehydrogenase (NAD+) activity. Gene Ontology annotation, biological process: steroid biosynthetic process. NCBI's taxonomy places the organism in Eukaryota, Viridiplantae, Streptophyta, Magnoliopsida, Rosales, Cannabaceae. Bases 724 to 1629 code for a protein of 301 amino acids.